AUGAGUGGUUCAGAUCCCGUUUCGCUUCUGCUUGCACAGACAGCGGGUCAACCGAGAUCUGGCCCACUUCCACCGAAGGAACCAAUAAAUGAAACAAAGCCAAAUUAUAAAUUUACAAAUGCUCAAAUUCCGAAUAUUAAUGAACAGGGCGAUGAUCCAAUUUCAAAACUACUUAGCCAAGGUAAGGCCCAAAGUACAUUACCUGAUCCAGUUUUGGAUCUUUUAAAUCAAACAUCUGACAAAAAACAAAACGAUAAUACGCAAAAUCCUGAUAAUAACGUUUUGCAUCAAGCAAUUUUAUCUGGAUUAGGCGCUGCACCUAAAAAGGAGCCCGAGAAUCAACAAGAAGAAAAAAUUAAAUUUUCUAAUGCUUUAAUUCCAAAAUCCACAGAUAAUCCAACAGACCCUGUUAAUGAACUGUUAAAUCAGUCUUCAAAAAAGCAGGAGAACUUCAAAUUUAAAAAUUCAAUUAUUCCAAAAUCAACAGCCAACAAAGACGACCCAGUUAACUUACUUCUUAACCAAACAGCAAAUAAGAAAGAACAACCAAAUCAGCCAGCCAAAUUCGUUAAUUCCGUCAUACCAAACACAAAUGAGACAAAGAACGAUGAUGUUAGUGCCGUUCUAUCACAAACAGCAAAUAAAGUUGCUGCACCUGUCCAAAAAGAGGCCGAAAAGUUCAAAAAUGCAAAAAUACCAAAACCAGAAGAUAAUCCAAAAGAACCUGUUAGUGCUGUAUUGCUACAAGGCAAAGGAAUGAAAGCCAAGCCAGCUCCACCUCCUGAACCUAAACAGGAAGAAAUUAAACCAUAUGUUUUCCCAGAUUCCAUCAUUCCAUCAACAAUUGAGGGCUUGGAAGAUCCAGUUUCAUGUCUUCUUCGCCAAGGUGGCAAAGCCAAAUCAGAAGACAACCCAAUGCUUCAACUUUUGAGGAAAUCUUCAUCAAAGGCUGUUGAUGAGCUCUUUACAAUGCUUUCUUCAAGAGAUACGGAACAAAAUGAAGAAGUUGUCCUUAAAGGAAACGACAUUAUCGAUAAAAUCCAGCAAAAUCCACAAAAUCCUGUUGUAGUACUUGGAAAAGAAGACGAUAAAGAAGACGAUGAUAAUGGCCAGCCAAUUACACUCUCAGUUCGUCAGCCGUCUUUUUCAAAUUUGAAAGGCCACUUAAUUCCAAAAGGAGCUCCUGCAACGAACUUAGAAUCUUUGCAAGAAACAAGUUCUACAGGUGGCCAAGGAACCAAAUUAUCAAAGAACGGCAGCAAUAAAAAAGUUUCUUCAAAUGCGGAAAUUCUUCUUGAGAAACUUCAAAAUGAGGAUAAUCCGGUGAUCAUUGCUGGUGAAGAAAAUGCCGAAAAUGAUGACGCUCCCAUUGGUUUGUCAGUCAGACAACCAUCAUUUUCAAAUCUUCAUGGCCAGCUCAUUCCAAAGGGCGCUAAAUCAUCACAGAUAUUGCCAUCACUCGAUGAACAAGGCAGUUCCAAGAAACCAGAGCCUAAAACCGAAAAACAAAAAUCUCCAAAGAAGGCAUCCCCUCAAAAACAAUCAGAACAGAAGCCACAUGAUAAGAUUAUCGAAGGAGAAGAUGAUGGUCAGCCAAUCACCCUUGGUGUCAGACAAAUGUCAUUUUCCAGACUUCACGGACCACUUAUUCCAAAAGGCUCUACAGAGGCGAUCAACCAGGACUUAGUUAUCGACGAAGCUCCUGAAGAAAAGAACAAACCAAAGCCACAAGAGGACACAUUCGCUGAUGAGCCGGAAGAACUUGAACCAGCCGGCCAAAUAACGCUUUCCGUUAGACAGCCAUCGUUCUCCAACCUCCAUGGAGCCCUAAUUCCUAAAGGUUCGACUCAUGAACUGCCAUCAAAAAGCGAUACUGUUAUCGUUGCAGAGAAACCAACAGCGGAACAGCAGGAACAGAUCAUAUUAAACGAAAUCUCAGCGAAAGACCCAGUCCAAGGCGAGAUUUUGCGUUCAUUACAUAAAAUUAACACCGACAGAUGGAAAGAACUCGGCUACGACCCAGCCACCGGUCUUGCCAUUGAUGAAGAUGCAACAAAGACCAGUUCUUACGUCAAAGUUAUUGAGGUUGAAGAAAAAGAUUCACUUGCAAAGUGUAGAACUCAACCAGAAGGCAAAGACUUGCACUUAGAAAUGCCUCUUUCUGAGAGUACAAGUGAACACGCUACUGUAGACUCCCUUCCUUCAGAUGCUUUCGAUCAAAUGGCCAAAGCUAUCGAACAAGAAAAUGAAAAUCAAGAGGACAAAUUCGAUGAUGACUUUGAAGAGAAAGAUGAUUCACAGCCACUCAGAAUCAACUCUGCUGGAGAGCGCAGAAAACAAUCCCAAAUCUUCGACAUCUUGCCACCAUCAAUGCAAAAGAAAGAAGAAAACAAAUCAAAAAAAAAGAAACAAAAAGUGUCAAUAAAGAACAAAAAAGUGACAAAAAAGAACCAAAAAGUGUCAAUAAAGAACCAAAAAGUGACAAGAAGGAAACAAAAAGUGACACUAAAGUACAAAAGGCAGAAAACAAGCCACAAAAGUCAUUUAUUACACAACCAGAUGAGAAACCACAACAAAAGAAGAAAGGAAUCAGUUCAAGUAGUACGCAGACAAGUGUUAGUUCUAAAAAGAGCAAACCAGCAACUGCAGGAAACUUAG
Molecule: messenger RNA, 2658 nt
Organism: Trichomonas vaginalis G3
Lineage: Eukaryota; Parabasalia; Trichomonadida; Trichomonadidae
Exons: 1
Coding region: 1-2658 (885 amino acids)
Source: RefSeq, a predicted model, not a curated record